UCUGUCUAGGAAUCUUUAGAUCCUCCAGCACAACUCUGCCAGAGGUUUACUAUAGAGUCACAUUGGAGGACCUAGAGAUUCCUAUACAAAAUCCUUCUCUAGGCAUUUGUAGGCCCUCCAGUGCCAUUCCACAGUCAACUUCUGCCUCAUGCUGGCCAUAGAGUUGCACCGGAGAACCUUGAGAUUCUUAGAGAAGUGAUUUCUAUAGGAAUCUCGAGGUCCUCCAGUGUGACUCAGUAGUCAGCCUCUGGCAGAGUUGCAUUGGAGGACCUAGAGAUUCCUAGAGAGAACAUAUUAAUAAAACUCAUGAAUAAUCAAAUCUGCAAAAGAGUAGGUUUUUGUGGGUUUUUUUCACAUUCAUGGGGGUCCUGUGCCCCUUAUUCCAGCAAAUGUGGAGGGCUCACUGUGUAUGUAUGUGUAUAUAUAUCUGUCUCCUUGUCUGAUAUUGGGCAAAGGUGGGGAAUGAUAAUUAAAACAUGCUGCACUCCAUUGGGUUCCUGGGCUGGGCUGGUUACUCAGCUCAGAGGGAAUUUGGGGGAGAUUUAAUGGGGUGGAAAGGCUGUGGGUUAGCCUGUCAUCCCCCCCCCCCACCCUCAUUGCUAGCUACCUUCUUGGCUGGGCAGGCCAUAGUUGCUCAGCCAAAAAUACUUCCAUGAAUGAGUAGAGUUGCACAACGGAUCAUGUGUUCAAAAUGGGACGGUGCGACAGGGUCAAAGCUAUUCCUUUCCUACUCCCUCCCCCUGAUGAUCAAUGCUGUGGUGAUCCUUGAUGCUCUUUCUCCUCCUGAAUUCUUCUCAAACAUGCCUUUGGAAAUUUGCUGCCAAUGGAGUUUCUGUUCUCAGCUUAUCGAUCCAUUCUCUGCAAAUAGCACCAGCUCCAGAGAGAGAUGGCAGCACUCAUAGUGUUGAGUGUGAAAGAGGAAGCUAGUGGGGUAGGAUAGGAUGGGAUGCAGACCCCCUCCAAAGAUGAAAAAUAGGACCUGUGUGCCUGAGCCUGAUCAAGAUGAUGAAAAGUUAUUAAUGAGGAAGAACGGACAAGCUAGGAUGGGCUGAAGCCGUUUGCUUCUGCCUGAGCCUACUGGGAAGCGCAAGAGACCUUCCCUCCUUUCUCCAACCCCAGGUUACUGAGUACAAACUACUUUGGCACUUUGAAAUCACUUUGCACCAUUUGAGGCAGGCCAAGAAACAAAAGGAGAACGCGAGAGGAGGAGAGAAACCGGGACAUUUUAACAGCAGCUGAAAAGGAUUAAUCGGGACUGUCCCUGCCAAACCGAGACAGUUGAGGUGGGGAUGGGAUGGGAAAGCAGCGAAGCUUUGCUGUUAAUUUCCUAAAAGGACAUGGAAUAAUAAAAAAAGUCUUCCUGUACUACCUGCAGGCUGUGCCAAACCAGACCUUUUUUUUCCAGAUGGAAGUAAAGUAAGGCAGCUUCCACUUUGCAAUCCAAUUUGUUCUUUUCAAAAGCAAACUCCCCCUUCCCCCAUUUUCUUUGCUGGGAGACAAUGGAGCUUUUCAAGAGUUGCCUGAAUUGGAUGGUCCUCUUUUUCUGGCUGUGGGCAUCAGGAGGAGACAGUUUCCUCAUCAGAAAUGCCCGCCUAGAAAAGUGUAUCCAUGCCUCUUCCCAUGAAGCUGAAAAAGUCAGCCUAUCCGAAUGCAAGCCACAUUCCCACUACCAUCAGUGGAGCUGGGAUGCAACCACUCAUGCUGUGGUCAACCUCAAUACUGGACAGUGCCUCUCAGUCUCUCAUGCAGAAGAAUUUGCCUUGGCUCAUCUGGAAGCCUGUGGAGGAGAUGGGCUGCACCAGGCUUGGGUCUGCAGCAAAAAGGGUCACCUCACCCUACAAGGAUUAGGUCUUCACCUCACCACAAAACCGGGUGGGCACAAGGCCUUCCUCUCCCAGGAGAAGGACAAGUUCAGCCGGUGGAAGACGCUGGCCAACAAAAUUGUCUGUGCCACAGAUCCAGCAACUAUAAAUCCUGGAUUUGGAGAUCUGGUGGAAGAAUCUCUAGUCCCCUCGGUGUGGGUCCUGGAAAAUAAAACUACUGCUUUAAACAAGCUUCACUCCUUUUCUGUGGAGACCACAACCGCCCUUCCAGACACCAUCUGGGGGGACUUGCCAAACAUAACCAGCACUCUUCCAAAAAAUGAAGGUACAAGUUUUGAGGAAGAUCAAGAAAGAUAUACCCAUCAUAAAAAGCAUCCAAGGAAAGCAGCAAGUUCCCGACAUACAGGUGCCAACUGGAAAACUGUCAUGCUUGUCCUGAGCCCGCUGGCUUUUAUACUGGGACUAGUCAUACUUCUGCUGAACAUCCAUUACAACAGGAAGAAGAAGAUGCUGUCUGCCCUGAAGAGCCGUCAGGUGAGACAGGAGGCCUACCUGUCCUUACCUGGGACAACUACCACCAGCCCUAAGAUGCAGAUGGCCCCAGCAUCCCCUUCGCUGAAGCAUGGUGAAAUUUUGAUCGAAUGGAAAGAUGGGACAAUCACCCCGCUCUUUGACAGCAUGAACUAUAAGAUAUGCUAAUGUUACUUGAGCUGAACCUGUGGUUUUCAAGAGUAGCACAUUUGUGCAGGGUGCCUUUUUACUGCUCUUAGAGGAUACGGCACUUUUACAAAGCCUUCUUCACUAGCCUAAAACUGAAUCCACAUGACACAAUUACAGCACUAUGGUUCCAUUUAAACUGUCAUGGUUCCAUCCUGUGGAAUCCUGGUGUUUGUAACUGUUGGAGAGAUUAGAUUAUCUGUCGCUCUCUAACAGAGAAUCCUAAAUACCUCCAGUCCAAACUACAAAUCCCAGGAUUUUGUAAAUUGGAGUCAUGGCUGUUAAAUGGUACAAAACAGAUGUAAUGAUGGAAUGCAGAUUCACCCUUCUUCAUACAAAAGCAGGAAACCUAAAGGCAACUGUAAAACACCUUUGUUUGCCACAACACACACACACACACUGGUGGACACAGAGUUUUAGGUUGUUUAAAAUAUUCAAGCAGGUGAGCUAAAAAUAUAAUAGAUAUGUCAGCAAUUAAGCCUCUGUGCCAAUGGAAUUGGGUUGAGGGAAUGUGGCAUUCUUAAAGACUAGCAACGUAUUUAGCUGAUCUCAGGUUUUCAAAGGCUUAUGAAAGCUAUGUCUGAUUUUUAAACCACAGCAACACAAUACUAUCCCUAAAGAGCAAUGGAAUGUUUUGACUGUGUAAGGUGUCGUUCUGCAUUCACUCUCAAUAGGUUCAACUAUGCCACUGCUGUAUGCUUUACUAUCUGGAUAUCACUAACUGAAUGCCUUCACUCAAAUGCUACUUGUUUUAAACAUGACUCAAAAUAAAGUACUAAAUAUCAGUGCGGCUACUUAAGCAACCAACAAAGUUUUCUUGUACUGGUCACUACAAUUUUGCAUGGACUUCAAUAAAGGGCUGCAUUUUCCCCCUGG
Molecule: messenger RNA, 3416 nt
Organism: Sceloporus undulatus (fence lizard)
Lineage: Eukaryota; Metazoa; Chordata; Lepidosauria; Squamata; Phrynosomatidae
Exons: 7
Coding region: 1500-2522 (340 amino acids)
Source: RefSeq, a predicted model, not a curated record